This is a messenger RNA of Durio zibethinus, 3601 nucleotides long. The record is from RefSeq and is a predicted model, not a curated record. NCBI's taxonomy places the organism in Eukaryota, Viridiplantae, Streptophyta, Magnoliopsida, Malvales, Malvaceae.
CGUGCAUGCCACGUGAACUUCAACACUCUCCCCAAAAGAGAUUUUUCUGCAAAAAAAAAAUCCCUAAAGAAUUCACAUUCCGUACACCAACUCCCCCUCUAACGGUCAUAUUUCACCGACAACACUCCAACGGUCACAAAGACUAUUAUUCUCCAUCGUCAGAUCUGAAAAUCCAACGGUUAGAAAAAACGAAACUUCCUUAGUCUUCUCGAACUGUCCCUUUUUUCUAUCAAAUGAAUCCCAGUAACCCAAAAAAAGAAAAAAUUAAAAAGAAAAGGAAAGCAAUGAUCGAGACGUGAAGGUGAAAGUGGUAGUAGUAAGCUGUGUAGAGUAGUAUUCGAUAGCAGUAGCAGUAGUAGAGAGAGUUAAAGAUGAGCAUGAACCAAGAAACAUUGUAAAAGCUUUAGCUUUACUAGUAUAUAAAAACACAAACCUUUUCUGGUUUAUGGUUUUUUUGGGUUGUGAGCUUUGAGAGAUUUUUCAUUGUUGCUUGGUCGUUUUUCAGUUUGUUUUCAUGCAUGUUUAGUUGGUUUUCAAAGCUGGGGUUUUUGAGUUUGGUUUCUGCUUCAGCUACCAUGGAGUCGUUGGAAACCUCAAAAGGUGAGAUGGGCAUCAAAGUUUUUCAGGAUUUGCAGUUCAGGUUUGAAAAUGUAGGCGUUUUUGUCUCCAAUAUUGAUGUUUUUUACACUGUUGAUUAUAGCCUUUUGGAAUGAGUUGUUUGUGAAGGUUUGGGAAUCCGAUGAUCGUUUUCUGGUAGAUGUUUUAAUUAGUUUAGUCCUUAACAAUUCUUUGAUUCUUUCUAGGGUGUUUCUUUUUUUUUUUUUUGCAUUUUCUAAUUAAUACUUCAUUGCAUACACAGACGUUGUUCAUAUAGGAACACCUGAAUAAAAAAAAGUUUCCAUUUUCAAUAUUCUUUGAUUUGUUUCUGUAUUUUUCAUCGGAUUCCUUUUUAUUUUAUUUCUUUUGGUUUCUGGAAAAUUCACACACUCACUUAGAAUUUGUCUAUCUCUCUAGAUUUGAUUUUUUCCAAGUAUACUUGCAAAGUUUCAUAUGAACACAUAGGACGUCAUACAUAAAAAAGAGAAAAAGAAAAUUCAUACAUUGCAUAUUUUCAAAACUUAUAGAAACAAAGAGAGAUAGGGAAGAAAUAGAGAAAAAAAACUGGGGGAGGGUGAAUUGAAAAGAAAAAUAAAAAAGAAAAUAGGAAGGUUGUAGAGAAAUGUUGGCUGGGUGUUCUAGUUCUACAUUGCUGUCACCAAGGCAUAGAUUGAGGAGUGAAGCAUCUGCACAGUUUCAAGCUUGUCAUUUCCAGACUUCAAUGAGCACACAAAGAUUGGACUUGCCAUGUAGUUUCUCUCGUAAGGACACUUCAAGGUCACAGCCUAUUAGGCCUGUUGGCCUUUCCGUGGAGAAACCAACUGAAUCCAAGACCAGCGGUUGCUCUCUCAAGCAGAAUAUCCGGCUGCCGCCAUUGACGACUACUAGACAAAAUCCAUUUGAAGGAAGGAGAGAGAUCAAGGAUGAGUUUUGGAAGAAAGGUACAAGUUUGAAGAGGUUUGCUGAGCAAGGUUUAAUUGAUGAGUCAGUCAUUAACAGGGCAAAGAGGAAAAAGGGUAGCAGUGAUAAUGAGAUUUCUGGUCAUAUUCAUGAAUGUGGUGGUGAUAAUUUGGGUUUAGCCCAACUAGGUGCUGGAAAUUUUUGGUUCCAACAAAGUUUCGCAGGACAAAAUGCUCCUCAAGUUCCUUUUUCUCUGACUUGUUCAGGGGAUGAAGAAAGGGUGUAUUUUGUGCCUGGUGAAGUGAUUUCACCGCCUUUGCCAUUGUCAAACAAUCCUUGGAUCGAAUCGGUAAUAACUGAGAUCACUGAUGUCGGGGAAAAGGAUGUUGAGACAAUCCAUAGGCCGGCAAAGGAAGCUUCAGGAUCGAGCACUUCUUCAGAGAAUCAUAGCUUGGGACUUCGGUUAAAUGAACAAGCCGCAGAAUAUGAAGCAGGUAAUGGUUCUGGGAAUCCUUACCCGCAUGAGUAUGCUGGUUUGGGGGCUUAUGAGGAGGGGAACAGCCACGGGGAGCAUCAGGGGUUUGAGCUUGUCCACUUACUUACAGCUUGUGUUGAAGCAAUUGGAUCAAAGAACAUUGCUGCCAUCAACCAUUUUAUAGCGAAGUUGGGGGAUCUAGCUUCUCCAAGGGAAAGUGCUAUAAGUCGUCUAGCUGCUUAUUAUACUGAAGCUUUGGCUCUUCGAGUCACAAGGCUUUGGCCUCGUAUUUUUCAGAUCACAACUCCUCGAGAGCUUGAUCGGGCGGAUGAUGACAAUGGUACUGCGUUGAGGCUCCUGAAUCAGAUUAGCCCAAUUCCAAAAUUUGUUCAUUUCACAUCAAAUGAGAUAUUGUUAAGAGCCUUCGAGGGGAAAGACAGGGUUCACAUCAUAGAUUUUGACAUCAAGCAAGGGCUUCAGUGGCCUAGUUUGUUCCAGAGUUUAGCUUCAAGGACUAAUCCACCAAGUCAUGUUAGAGUUACUGGAAUUGGUGAGUCCAAGCAACAACUGAAUGAAACAGGAGACAGGCUCGCAGGCUUUGCAGAGGCAUUGAAUUUGCCAUUUGAGUUUCACCCAGUUGUGGACAGGUUAGAAGAUGUGAGGUUGUGGAUGCUUCAUGUAAAGGAGAACGAGAGUGUAGCUGUAAAUUGUGUGUUUCAACUGCACAAGACACUUUAUGAUGGAAACGGAGGAGCACUCAGAGACUUUUUGGGAGUUAUUCGUAGCACAAACCCUACUGUUGUCAUCAUGGCAGAGCAAGAAGCCGAGCAUAAUGUCCUCAGCUUAGAAGCAAGAGUUACCAACUCACUGAGAUACUACUCUGCCUUAUUUGACUCAGUUGAUUCUAGGCUUCCCUUGGACAGCCCGGUUAGGAUCAAAAUAGAGGAGAUGUUUGCACGGGAAAUCAAGAAUAUAAUUGCUUGUGAAGGAAGCGACAGGUUUGAAAGGCAUGAGAGUUUUGAGACGUGGAGGAAGUUGUUGGAGCAUGGAGGGUUCAGAUGCAUGGGGAUUAGUGAGAGGGAACUGCUUCAGAGCCAAAUGCUGUUGAAGAUGUACUCUUGUGAGAACUACAGUGUCAAGAAGCAAGGGCAGGAUGGUUCAGCGCUUACUCUAAUUUGGUUAGAUCAGCCACUUUAUUCAGUCUCAGCUUGGACACCUAUUGAUGUUGCAGGCAGCUCAUCCUCAUUUUCUCAGCCUAGUUGAUUGUUUCACAUUACUUUUUCUUACAUACAUACCAUCUCUUUUGAUGCAUACAGAAAGGAACACACAAUUCGUUGUAGGUAGAGAAAUCUGUCAUUAUUCUUUCAUUCUUUUCUUGCAGAUAAGAUUGGUCAGUCUAGCGCCAGUACCAUUUGUAUGAAUACAGUAGCUGCAUACUAGUCAGUUCUUUCCAGGACAGAUUUUAAGAUUUCGGUCUGUAGUAUUGGAGUCAAUCAAUUUGGUGUUUAUUCUUUGAUUCUUUUUGUAUCAUGAAAUUCUUUAUAGCUGUCAUUUCAUCUUGUUCAUUUCUUUAAUUUGUUGAAGAAUGUAGUUGGACAUGUAUCAUCAUCAUAUAUAAAAGGGAUUUCG